This is a messenger RNA of Fusarium subglutinans, 741 nucleotides long. RefSeq lists its product as uncharacterized. Lineage: Eukaryota; Fungi; Ascomycota; Sordariomycetes; Hypocreales; Nectriaceae. The record is from RefSeq and is a predicted model, not a curated record. The coding region runs from base 1 to 741 and encodes 246 amino acids. The transcript has a single exon.
AUGUCAACCCCUCUCGAACUCUUCUCCCUCUCAUGGGGAAUGUAUCCCCGCCGCGUCCUAAUCUAUCUCGCCGAGAAGAACAUCCUCAAAUCACCACUCGUCAAAAUCACAGAAGUGACCGUCUCCCCCAAUAGCAACAGCUUAACGGCGCCCGGAAAACCUCAAGGCACAGUGCCAGUUUUGCGUCUUUCUGAUGGAAAGUUCAUCAAACAGUCAAUCGCCAUUCUCGAGUACUUUGAAGACAUCUGCGAUGAUCCGCAGCAGCCGUGGCAAGUUGAACUUGCUAAGAAUGCUGGUGGCAGUAUGCGCGGACAGACGGCGGAGGAGAAAGCACGCGUCAGAGAAGUUCUGGGUCUUGCGGAUGAAGUCACCAGUCAGUUUGGGUUUGCGUGCCACAAGGGGACGGCGCUGUUCAACAUGCUUGAGGAGACACAUGCAACUACUGCAAAACAUGCUCUUGAGUACUGCCAGAAGAAUCUUAAAUUGCUGGAGAAAUACUAUGACGGGGACACUCGCUUUGAUGGUGGAGAUGGACAGGUCACUAUCGCUGAUUGCGUUUUAUACUCGACUCUGCACUUUGCCAAAGACCUCUACUGUCUGGAUCUUCUGGAAGACCCUGAACUAGCUAGUCUUCGGGCAUUUUACGCUUGGUUCAGCGGCAGAGAAAGUGUCCAGGUACCGGAAACCCAUUUCCCUGCUCAGAUCAAGGAAUUGGCCUGUCAAUGGCUUCCUGUAGAGUAA